Molecule: messenger RNA, 258 nt
Organism: Mesorhabditis belari
Lineage: Eukaryota; Metazoa; Nematoda; Chromadorea; Rhabditida; Rhabditidae
Source: the annotation of a GenBank genome assembly
AUGACUGAGGAAGGCGGUGAAAAGGAGUACAUCAAGUUGAAAGUCGUCGGACAAGAUGCGAACGAGGUGCAUUUUCGCGUCAAAUUCGGCACAUCGAUGGGGAAAUUGAAAAAAUCGUACGCUGAAAGGACCGGAGUGCAAGUGGGCCAGUUGAGAUUUCUUUUCGAUGGCCGACGAAUCAACGACGAGGACACACCGAAGACGCUGGAUAUGGAAGAGGAUGAUGUGAUUGAGGUCUACGCCGAGCAACUAGGCGGA